Molecule: messenger RNA, 1269 nt
Organism: Brachypodium distachyon (stiff brome)
Lineage: Eukaryota; Viridiplantae; Streptophyta; Magnoliopsida; Poales; Poaceae
Product: putative rRNA methylase YtqB
Exons: 6
Coding region: 208-993 (261 amino acids)
Source: RefSeq, a predicted model, not a curated record
UCGAGAGUUCGAGCCUCUCUCACCCCACCAAAAAAUGACCUUGUGAUGAUGAAACGCUCCUGCGACAACUUGGGUCGUCGCAUCUCCAGCUGAAUCAUCAGCUGACACGAGCAAAUCUGAACCCGGUCUACUUUUUCUUUUUUUUCUUAAUCCGCGCUCCUUGUUCUGGGUCCCCCAAUAAUCCUGACGAGUUCAUCCGCCGCCCCCAUGCCUCCGGCGCUACUGCUGCGCUCUCCUCGCCUCCUCCUCGGCCGCUCCCGAGCCCUGCCUCCUCUUCUCCGUCUCCGACGAGCCCCCGGCUUCAGCCCGUCGCCUCUGCUCGUCCUGCCCAGUCACCGGCGCCUCUCCGCCGCGCAGCUCGCUGACCCGCUCGCCGCCGCAGGGGUAGAGGAGGCGGUGGUGGGCUUCGUCACCGGCAAGCGGAAGGCCACCGAGGUAGCCCACUCGGUGUGGAGGAGUAUUGUUCGGAAAGGAGAUACAGUGGUUGAUGCCACCUGCGGGAAUGGCAAUGACACGUUUGCUUUGCUUAAGAUGGUGGCCGACGAAAGAGGGCAAGGGCGUGUCUAUGGGAUGGACAUCCAGGAUUCCGCGAUAGAUAGCACGUCCUCUUUUCUGGAAAUGGCCGUUGAUAGCCAUGAGAUGGAACUAGUCAAGUUGUUUUCAGUAUGUCAUAGUAGGAUGGAAGACAUUGUUCCAAAAGAUUCUCCUGUCAGGCUUGUAGCAUUCAACUUGGGCUACCUUCCAGGAGGAGAUAAAACAAUAAUUACUAUACCUAGGACAACUGAGCUGGCAUUGCAAGCUGCCAGCAGAAUUGUUAGCUCGGGGGGACUCAUAAGUGUCCUUGUCUACAUUGGGCAUCUGGGUGGAAGGGAUGAACUUGAUAUCGUGGAAUCAUUUGCGUCAAGCUUGCCUGUUGAUACAUGGGUGAGCUGUAAGUUUGAAAUGAUCAACAGGCCGGUUGCUCCAGUACUUGUUCUCCUGCACAAGAAAUGACAACAGUUCCAGUCAAGCUCCACAAUUUUGGGAUUCCCUGUUCUCGUUCCCGGUUGAACUAAAUGCCGCAAUGCAUGCUGUGAUCCUAAAUUGCUGCUUGUGGUUAUGAGUUAUGAGAAAGGAAUUCUCUCCAGGCUACCUAGCUGUAACAGAGUGAAAAUAUUGUAAAUUUAUAGUUUGGUUUUGUCAAUUUCUUACCAAGCUGUUAGAAACUUGAGUCUAAUUGACAGUGAAAUGAACGCAUUGGCCAUUCGUAACGCCAGCCAUCACCCACAA